Messenger RNA from Prorocentrum cordatum, 1134 nucleotides. Lineage: Eukaryota; Dinophyceae; Prorocentrales; Prorocentraceae. The record is from the annotation of a GenBank genome assembly.
AUGGCGCGGCCUCCACAUGGGUGCGAUGCCGCAUAUCCUGCGCGGAUGCUCAGAUAUGUCAUUCCAGCAUCCAUCGUUGGGCUUGUUGCGGUUGCUUGGCCAUGUGGCACAUUGGUUCGUUGGACAUCUGCGGCCCUCCUUCGGAUUGAGGGUCAAGACGACGAAGUUGGGACACUACCGUUGGACCCGGUGACGUGGGCGGUUAGCGUUCGCACGGAAGUUCGGGACAUGACCCCCUUCUUUGCUUUCUAUGCAUUGCGCUUCUUCUUCCUGGAAUGCAUCGCCGCUCCCGGCUUUGGUAUUGCCGUGUAUCAUGCUCUCAAUUCCGGAGAAAGGCACUUGCGUAUCACCCUUGUCGCUUCGGAAUGCGUUAAUUUUGUUUUGAGUUGGACCUUGCGAUUCAUGGGUCUUGCACUGCAUGUCAGCAUGUCGCUUGACUUCAGCGAAGGGUCUUGGCUCGUCUUCGGGAUGGGCGUCAGUUCCGUGCUUUGGCUUCCAAUCACAUCUGGGCUCUUCCUCAUGCUGGUUCCGCGCAGAGAGUGGCUGACGACAUUGCUCCUCAAUAUUCUCGUUACGAUUGUCUCUGUGGUAGUGUUCUACGGACGGGAUGUGACAUUGAAUGGGUACUUCGUCAUCGAGGGUGACCUUGCGCGUAUCUGCGUGGGCAUCGUUGCUCCAGCGGCUAUAACCAUGGUCAUCAUGGAGGUCUACUUUUUUCUUGCGUUCCACAUGCUCCAGUUUCGUUGCUUGCGGUCCGCGGCAGUGCUGAUGGGAGGGCCGUUUUGCUUCGGUUUGACUUUGGCUACCAUUUUGCAGCUGGGCUCCACCAGUGUCGUCUCUGGCGUUUGCAUCGAAUUUGGCUCUCUGCUUGUGGAGCUCAGGUUCAAGUACUGCUUGUUGUCGGGGACGACGCCGCUCCAGAGCUUGCGAGAUCGCUUGUGUUGCCUCGGGCGUUGCUGCAGCCACCGGAAAACGGGAAGGAUGAGCUUCGUUCACCCAGGGUUCGACAACAUCGUGUCUCUUGAUCCGACCGUCCUGGGCGCACAGCAAGCCAGCAGCGGAGAGCGGGCUGGCGAGACUCACGGCGACGCGGGCCCAUGCAGCAAGACAUUGGACAACGAUGGCCCCGAGAAG